AUGUUAUAUUUAGUUUUCCCCGGGAAUCCAUACUUUCCCGUUUUACCACAUAGGAGUAAAUUACAAGAGAGUGCAAUGUCGGAAGAUGGUUUGCGACCUCGGAGCACCCGUCGGAAGACUCCAAAUAAACGCUUCAUGGAUAUGGAGAUGGAUGAGCAGCCUGCUAAGAGAAGCAAGACACAGGCAACCAAAGGGCCAAAGCAGCAGAAAAAACCUCUGAGACAAGACUCAACAGACAAAACAGAAGAAUCAAAAGAACCCGAUGCUGCUCAAACCAAACAUGAAUCAAUAGUCCAUAGAAAACCACCAAGAAUUAUACGUUCAUCUGCUAAAACCACUGAGAAAAAAACAACUGAAGUAAAUAACCAGUCCCCAAAUACUAGGCCAAAAUCAAGAAAUAGUAAAUCCCCAAAAACCCUGUUAGAUGGAAGUGUUCAAUCUCAAUCAGCAUCUUUAAAUUCUGUGGAAUCAACUGAUAUAAAUGAUGCUGAACGAGAUGAAACACCAAGCAAAUCACCCAUUGAACAUGUAGAUGUUAAUACAACAGCAAGUCAAAGUGUAGAAAUUGAACCUUCAACCAUCUCUAAAAUAUCUGUUGAAAUCGUCAACAAAACACCAGACACUGCAAAGAAAAGGCUGUUUUCACCACAUAAACUAGCAGAUGGUAUUCAAGACAACACUGACAGAGAUGCAGACAUUGAUCCAAUUGAAAACAAUUCACCUACUCUGAUUGUUUUUGAAAAGUCAGAGGGAAAUGUUAGUGGUAAUGAGCUUAACAAAUUAUUGCCAAAUGAAUCUGUUACUGAUCAAGAUGACGGUGAACCUUCCAAUAAACUUGAAAAUGAUGAAACAACUGACCAUGGAGUCAAAGAUGAAAUCAACCCUCCAGCUAGACAUAUUACCAUUCGGCCCAAUGAAUCUGUAAUAGAUGAUGAAAACAACCAAUCAAAUACCACUGGGGAUGAACAUAUGUCAACUGAGCAAUCACUUACUGAAGAUAACAUGCCAACUAAUGUUAUCCUAGUGAAUCAACCGAUUGUUUGUCUCAAGGAUACAGAUACUGAUGAUUCUAAUGAAGUAGUUGAAGUCAGUAUAGGAGUCAAUGAACAUGCAAUUCAAGAUGUGCCUCAAGCCCAAGCAAAUAAUGGUAUGAGUGAUGAACUAAACAAUGUUCAAACUCGGACAAAACAUGGUGAUCAUGUCGAAGAUGGAACUGCCCUUGAUGGUGAAGUGAGGAAAAUGGUAGUUAUUGAACAUGGCUCUGAUGAAGUCAACAUUCCAUUGAAUGUGAAACCCUCGGGCCCACCAAAUGAAAGUGCGAAGGCUGCUGUGAUGGUCGGGGAGGAAAGCAGUCUCCAACAGCAAAUCCUCACUGUACUACGUUCUGCUUUAGAGGAGUCUGGUCCAACACCUCGUGAGAUUUUAAUAGAGACAAAUGACCAGAAAAUGAUAACUCAGGCAUUACAGCUUGGGAUGAGAGAUGAGAACAAUGCAGAUUUGUUACAAAAUUAUCAAAUGGCUGUCAUUGAACAUGCACCAGGAAUUGAAGGUACUGGAGCCGGGCAUGAUGGUACCACAGGGCAUGAUGGUACAACUGGUGCUGAUGAUAAUCAGAAUACAACAGAGCCUACGUUAACUGAGGAUACCUCCCAUCAUGUAGUGAUCAUGGGUAGAGAUGGUAGCACAGUUGUCAUGGACGGCCAGGACAUGCAGCUUCAGAGCACAGGAGAGGAAGUUAAUGUGAAAGUUCAACAAGUUUAUACGGGUGAAAAUGAAAUAACCGAUGAUGGCCAGAAAAGGGUAUUCAUUAAACUGACUUCAGAGGGAGUGAAAACCAACUUAGCUGUGGUAGAGAUGCCUUGUAGAGACAAACCAUUUAAGUGCAGCGUGUGUUCAUAUUCAACAGAUAAGAAGUCAAACCUCUAUAAACAUAAGAGAUGUCACAUGGAAAAGCCACAUAAAUGUCCAGAAUGUGACUACCUGGCAGGGACUAGUAGUAACUUAAAGAGGCACAUGCAGAAACAUAAUGGAGAAAAGCUCUUUAAAUGUUCACAUUGUGAACGCACAUUCAGACAGAAAAUACAUGUACAGAGGCACAUCAAGUAUAAACAUGAGGUUAAGAAAGUCCAAUGUCCCCUGUGCCCCUACAUCUGUGCUACUGCUGAAGCUGACCUGAAAUACCAUCUAAAACACAAACACGCUGAAGGCAAGACAACACAUGCAUGCACCAUCUGCGACUUCUUGGCGCCAUCUUAUAAAGAUCUUCAGCAACAUUUGAAGUUCCAUGCAAAGGGCCCAGAACUGAAAUUGUUCUGCGAGUCAUGUAGUUUUGUGACAGAUUGUGAAAGUCGUCUGAAACGUCACGUCUUGACUCACACCCGUGAAAGACCUUUCAAAUGUGGGAUGUGUGACUACAGAGGGAACCAGAAGGAACAUGUGAUUCGUCACAUGAAAACAAUCCAUAAAGUGAAAAUUGACCCGCCAUCAAACCGCAAGAAAACACAGUCAGAUAAAGAUCAGGAAUUUGAGAGCCAAGGACGUAUAAAUUAUGAGAAAUUGGACUAUUCCAAGAUGGAGAAGAUUUACGAUUGUAACUUCUGCACCAUGAAGUUUGUUAAGCUCAUUAACCUGUAUAAACACCUAGAGGUUAUGCAUAAGGAGGAACACCAGGCCACUGAUGGAUCACUUCAGAAAUGUGCCGCAUGUAACUUCCAAACAGAUUGUCGUAGGACCCUACUCUGCCACAUGCGUAGUCACGGACAGCAGACAGACCACAUGGCAUUUGGUGGAAGAAUUCGACUAUUCUCCUGCAUGUUGUGUAGUUUUGAGAGUGAUAAGCGCAAGAGUCUUCACCAGCACAUGAGGAGCAAGCACAAAAUUGCAAUUAUUUUAGAUGAGUCUUCAAAUCAACAGGUGACUAUGAAGGAUGAAGCAGUGUCAGACUCCACUAUGGUUGUAGUUGAUGGCGAGAUUGGUUCACAGUCUAUGGAGGGACCUGUCAUGUUGGACCUUCAAGUGGAAGAAGAGGAGCAUGAAGAGGAGGUCCAGUUACAUAGCUAUGAAGAUGUUAGGCAGCUAGAGGCAGCUGAAGCUAUUCAGAGCCUCCAAACGUUGCCAAACAGGCCAACAUCCACACAGUCGAACAUCAUAAUUGACAGACAACAGCUCAAUACCAUUAUGACAUCACAGAAUAACAGCCCUACACACCAGGAGUCUCAGCCAAUAACAAUGAACCAUCAUAAUGAUCAAUCAUAUGUUAUGUCUGAAAAUAUGCCCCCAGCUCAUGAGAAUACUACAGAAAUUAAAAUGGUUGACCCUGAAACGAGCGAAUCGCGUGAAGCCGUCCAACUUUCAUCAGGGGAUUAUAUUGAGAUUAAUGGUGAAAUGUACAAAGUGGAGUAUAACAAUGAUGGCCCAGUUUUAGAAUCAAAUAUAGAGGACCAUGAUGCCAGGGACCAAAAUUCCCCUAACCAGGAUAAUGGUACUCAAGGUGCAAAUGUUCUUAUGUCUGUACAAGAUGAUACUGAGAUGGCACCGGGUAAUAUGAUUCAUGUUGAACAUAUAACAGCUCCAGUUCAGCACCAGGAGGACAUAGAAUAGUAUUAAAAGUAUUCAUUUAAGGUUUUGCUAUAGUUAUAAGUGGAUGCAGGUAGAACAGAUAAAAAUGUAGAUCUUGAAUUAUUAAAAGAUAAGUGACAAUUGUUCAGACUUGAUCCAUCAAUGUAUUAUAUACCUGUAUUACUUGAAGGAAUACACUAGUUUAACAGUAUGAACGUUCUAUCAAUAUCAUAUUUAUACAGGGUGUCCCAAAAAAACUGUACCAAGAUAAACAUGGAAUAACUCUAUGAGUGAAGACCGAAUAGUUUGAAAUGUAAUCAUC
Molecule: messenger RNA, 3880 nt
Organism: Owenia fusiformis
Lineage: Eukaryota; Metazoa; Annelida; Polychaeta; Sabellida; Oweniidae
Source: the annotation of a GenBank genome assembly